CCCGCCCCUCGUGCCGAGCCGGAACUCGCAGGCGCUCUCGGGCACAGCCGCCCCCGUGGUAGACUGGGACCGGUAGGGGAAAUGCCCUCGGCGGUUUGCUUCGCUCUGUAGAGGAGCGAUGGGGAGGCGUUGGGCCUGGCCUGAGGUAGGAGGGAGCCCAGCUGUUGCCGCUAGUGCCUGAGCCGUGAUGCUCGCGUGGGCCCUACUCUCCGCGGUGCUCUGGUCUCUCGCAGGAGUUGGAUCGGCACGUUCUUCCUUAUUCAGUAACGAAGGCUUUGUUUACGGCACGGUAGGGCACCCAGACUGCCACAGAAUAAAGAAAAAUAUUGCCGACAAAGUGCAGUUUAAAGGCUUACUAUGGGGAGCAAAAAGGACUUCCUUCUAAAUGACAGCUAGCAUCCAACACGUUCUGAAGACUUUUUAAGUACCGAGAUCCAGAAAGAACUAAUUGGUAUCGUUGUCUAGGAGUGCGCCUUUAUUUUGCCAAACAAUGUAAUUAUGCAGAAUUUUAUGUUGUCACAGUAAAAAUAUACGUAAAGUUACAUCAGACUAGCCCUGUCCUUGUUUGUAUGGAUAUUGAUCGUGCUAGCAAAGAAACCGUGGAUCCCAUCUACUUAUGGAUUGGGCCGAAUGAAAACACAUUAACAGGGAGUAGCCAAAUAAAUAUAACAAACAUAGGAGAACUGGUACUGAAGGAUUUUAUGGAGUCAUUAUCUGGACAUUACUCAUGUACUCUUUCCUAUAAAAUUGUCAAAGCAGAAACCCAAGAAGAAACUUCACUAAAGAAGAAAUAUGACUUUCUGGUCUUUGCCUACCGGGAACCUGAUUAUUCUUAUCGCAUGGCUGUGCGUUUUACCACAAAAUCUUGUGUAGGAAGAUAUAAUGACCUGCUCUUUAGACUGCUGAAGAAAAUCUUGGAUAAUUUAAUCUCUGAUUUGUUGUGCCAUGUCAUAGAACCAUCUUAUAAGUGCCAUUCUGUUAAAAUCCCAGAGAGGGACUUCGUGUACGAGCUAUUCGUAGCCUUUCAAGUGAAUCCUUUUGCACCCGGCUGGAAAAGUAUGUGCAAUAGCUCUAUGGACUGUGAGGACGUCACCAAUCAUAACAUCCUCAAGGCACGAGAUCGGAUAGAAGAGUUUUUUCGGAGCCAAGCUUACAUCCUGCACCACCACUUUAAUAUAACUGUCCCAGCUAUGCACUUCGUGGACCACAGUUUCCAAGUAACUCGCAUAGACAACUGUCGGCCAGGCUUUGGGAAAAACGAAGGUCUACACAGCAACUGUGCUAGCUGUUGCGUGGUCUGUAGUCCUGGAACGUUCAGUCCCGAUAUGGAUGUCACCUGUCAGACCUGUGUUUCUGCCCAUGUCUACGGAGCCAAAGCUUGCCCAUAAACGCCAAGAACAGAGGCGAACGCAUGGUUGUUUGCCUCUGAAGGUGGAGGCAAAGAUCCGCUCGCAUCGGAGAGCAUCGUAGAUGCCUCUGUAAAGGAAGAUCCGUAAGAGCAAAGCUCCGGAAGUACGCAUUCUAGAAACAGCAGAAAGCAGUUGCCGUGGACAACCAACAGUAGGUUCUGAGAAGGCCUUUACCUCAGUGCCUCGGUGUACAAGGGGGAGUUCAAGUGUUAGUCGACGCUCUAAAUGGAUAUGUUCUGUUUUCUACAAACUGAAACAUGCUUUGUACUUGAUAUUAAGGUCAAAAAGAGUAGCAAAGUAUACUAUAAUAAAAAAUUUUCUAUUUUCCGUA
Rattus norvegicus (Norway rat) is the source of this 1740-nucleotide messenger RNA. RefSeq names its product zona pellucida binding protein 2 (gene Zpbp2). The record is from RefSeq and is a predicted model, not a curated record. NCBI's taxonomy places the organism in Eukaryota, Metazoa, Chordata, Mammalia, Rodentia, Muridae. Gene Ontology annotation, biological process: binding of sperm to zona pellucida. Gene Ontology annotation, cellular component: acrosomal vesicle; cell body; extracellular region.